GGAGCUAAAAGGAAGGGGGGGUAGGGGUGUUGGGUCCGUCUUUCCCCUGCCGUGUCCCCUUUUCUCAGCUCGGCGCAGACGCCAUGUUGGUUUGAAGGGAAGAUGACAAGAGGCGGCUGCAGUAGUAGCGGCAGCGGUGGCGGGCGAGGGGUCCCCCAGAGCGGCUGGUGCUGAGGAAAGGGCUCUCGUCUCCCCCCUUCUCUUCCCUGCCUACUUGUCCGCUCCGGCGCUGAGCGAAAGGGGCGAGCGGCUCGGUCGUGUCAGUUGUGGGGGGGUUAAGCCAACCGUCUGCUGAGCUGAGGGAGCCCCUGGAAGAGGAGGGGGAGGAAGAGGCGGAGAGGGGACGGCGAAGGAGCAGCAGCCACGGCGGCGGCGGCGAUGAGAGCAGAGACCUGAAGGGAAGAAGCGGCGGGUGCUGCUGCCGCUGCUACCCCAAGAGGCGACUGCGGUUUAAAUCCCCCCUUGAGCUGCCGCUGCUGCAGUUUGAGGGGGGAGGGUGUUGAUUCUUCUGUCCUCCCCCCCCUUUAUUUUCCCUUCCCCCUCCCUUUUGGGUGCUUGGGGGACUCAGUGUUGCAAAGCCUCCAGGAAGGGCCCGAAAGAGGAAGAGAAGCGGAACCCUGCCCCUGCCAAGCUUCUUAUCUCACUUUUACUUCGGGAGGAUUGUGAAAGGGACGGGGGGGGGGGGGCGGGGGACUAGGAAACAGCCCAACAACUUCGGGUCCGGAUCAGGAGGAGGAGGAGGAAGGACGGUCGCUUUACUUUAUCUGCCGGAGUGCCUGUCGCACGUCUUUAAUGAGGUGACUCGGACGCAGAACUAUCCUCUGAAUCAUCCCCGUCAUUCAUUAUUGGCCUGAGCUGGAGAGGAGCGACAGAGCGGUGGGGGGGAAGCCUCCACACAAUUCAUGUCCUUGUGUACUUCUGCCUGGUCUACCUGGCACUGCUGCUUGGUGGUGCUGCUGCUGACAGGGAUCUGCUGCCAUCUCUGGUCUCCCUGGUGUUCCUUUGCUGAUCGAGCCAUUUAACGCCGGUUCCUCCUGGAUUUUUCCUCCCCGGUCCAACAGUUUCCUUGCUGUGGUUCAGCUACUUUUAUUGUGGAGGAGAGAAAAAGAAAAAAGAAAACUCAGAACUUAACAGACGCCAAAGAUUGGUUGGCUGGAAGAUCGCUUUGCUGUAUGAUCUUGGCUGGCUUAUAAGAAUUUCUUGUUUUGUGUUAUUUGAGACCGGCAGGGUAAUUUCAAGAUGUCCAGCAGUGUCCCAUCUGAUAUGAUAAAUUUGCGCCUCAUCUUGGUAAGUGGAAAAACAAAAGAAUUCUUAUUCUCACCAAAUGAUUCGGCAGCAGACAUCGCAAAACAUGUAUAUGAUAAUUGGCCAAUGGACUGGGAAGAAGAGCAGGUGAGCAGUCCGAAUAUUCUGCGGCUUAUUUAUCAAGGACGGUUUCUUCAUGGCAACGUAACAUUAGGAGCAUUAAAACUUCCAUUUGGCAAGACAACAGUGAUGCAUUUGGUGGCAAGAGAGACAUUGCCAGAGCCAAAUUCUCAAGGUCAGAGGAAUCGUGAAAAAACUGGAGAGAGCAAUUGCUGUGUAAUCCUGUAAAAGCUCUGCUGUUUCUGCUACUUGUGAUGUAAAAUAGUUUUUGUUUUUCAUGCUGCUGGACUAGAGGAGACCAACAUCGCUUCAGACACCCUUAGGAAGAGCCUAUCUGUGAAUCCAUUGAACUGAAACAUUACAUGAACACUGUCGCAUAUGUUUUUUUUCUAGAGCAAUGAACACUUUCCCCCCUACUUUUUGGUUGUUGAACAAACUUAUUAAUACAUCACUUCUCCAAUGCAUUCUGUCUCCAAGAAAAGGUUAACUAUUCUCUUCAACAGGAAUCAUUUUGCUGCCAUAAAAUCAUCCUUAACCUGAACUAUAACUAAUCAACAUUUCUAGAUGCAAUUUGCACUAAAAAAAGGUUGAAAGUAUAUAGACCUCAUCAACAAAAGUUCUAAGUAUUUCAAACAGACAGAAAUGAUUCAGCACUGGAAAACACUAUCGGCAGUCUUUUUUUUUUAAUUAUUAUUCAGUAAUGGCCAACUGAAGGAGGGGAGGAAUAAUUACUAAAUUCUACCUAAAGUUAACCUUAGUGGCCAAACUGGCACAAAAUACUAACUAAAAUUAAGUCUGACUUUAGACAUUAUAUAUUUUCACUGCAACAAACUAUGUGCCUGUAAUUUUUAAGCACUCUGUAGAGGGCUGUUCAAACUGAAUUUUUUUUUCAUUAACAUGCACUCUUCUCUCUUACAUUAGUUGAGUGCUUGUUCAGACAGCACAAAUAAGUGCAGAGAGUGCAUUUCCUAGCCUUAAUAUGGGAGGGGUAAUUUCCUGUAGUUCAUAGGCUUUUAUUAAUGUGCAUAAAUAUUAGAAGACCUCAUUUACUAAUCAAUUUUAUGUCUUUGAAUAUCAACAAUUGAUGUUUUUUGGUCAUUCUUCUUCAUCUGUACCUUUGUGUCCAGUGUCAUGCUUACUCAUUAGUGACUUCAAAGGAAUAACUAAAAGAAAAAAGGACAAAAAAAAAUCCUCUGCCAUAUGAUGACUUUUUGUUUAUGUAAUCUGCAUUUGGUAUUAGUGCUUGCAAUUGUAUUGGAAAUCAGAAGCUGGUUUUUAAAAGCAUAUGUAGUUAGUUACAAAGGAUGCCAUUCUUUUAUUUCAUACAAAUAAUUUAAAAAUUGAUAUGCUAAAAUGAUUUUUUGCACAGCACUAAAGCAUGAGUUAGUU
Molecule: messenger RNA, 2754 nt
Organism: Gekko japonicus
Lineage: Eukaryota; Metazoa; Chordata; Lepidosauria; Squamata; Gekkonidae
Gene: UBL3
Product: ubiquitin like 3
Exons: 5
Coding region: 1240-1593 (117 amino acids)
Molecular function (GO): protein binding
Source: RefSeq, a predicted model, not a curated record